AUGGCUGGGAUCAAAUGUGUUGUGUUUUUGGUGGUCCUGAUUUUCCAGUGGACUCAUGCAAGAGGAGAUACUGAAGUGUCCUGUGUUUAUAUGGAGAACUGCACAUUGCCAUGCAGCUAUGAGGGUGCUGAUGUAGUCAUUCACUGGCAUCAGGUGUCAGCAGGAAAUCUUCCCGUUCACUCAUUCUUCCACAAUCAAGACCAGCCAGGAAACUCGGCCCAGCGCUUCAAAGGCAGAGCAUCAACCUUCAAGGACCAGAUCUCCAGAGGAAACGCCUCAGUCCUGCUGACAGGAGUGAAGGUUCAGGAUGAGGGCAGAUAUAGAUGCUACACCAGCAUCAUCAAUGGGAACAUGGAGUCAUUUAUCAACCUAAAGACAGAUGCUUCUCAAGAUGUUCUUGAGUAUGAGAACACAAUCCCAUGCAGUCCAUCAAACAUUACACUCUCAAAUCUCAUUUGGAGAUUCAGCCACAGUCAGCUCAUCCUGGAUGGGACUGUCACAAACUACACAGUGUCAGAGAAAUGGAAGCAGCGUGUGAAGAAGCUUUCAGAGUCAGGCAGCCUCACACUACAGGACAUAUCUGCAGAUCAGGAGGGAAUCUACACAUGUGAAGUCCGUGAUGCUGAAGAGACAACAAUAAGUCUCAGAUCUGUGAUGAUUCAUAAAGAAACAACUCAAAUACACAAAACCUCUGAUGACUUUGAUCAUGUGUCUCUACCUGUUGUUGCAGAUACUGAAGUGUCCUGCAUUUUCAUGGAGAGAUGCAUGUUGCCGUGCAGCUAUGGUGGCCGUGAUGUAGUCAUCCACUGGCAUCAGGUAUCAGCAGGAGACAUUACUGUCCACUCAUUCUACCACAACAAAGAUCAGCUUGAACGUCAGAACCAGCGCUUCAGAGGCAGGACGUCACUGUUCAACGACCAGAUCUCCACAGGAAACGCCUCACUGCAGCUGACAAAGGUGGAGGUUCAGGAUGAAGGAAGAUACAAGUGCUACACCAGCACUGACAGAGGAAACCAAGAAUCAUUUAUUAACCUAAAGAUAGAUGCUCCUGUCAAAAAAGUCAACAUUCAGCGGACAGAAAACAUCAUCACCUGCAGCUCAGACGGGAUCUAUCCUAAACCUGAACUCACCUGGUCCACCAGUCCUUCAUCCAAGAACAUCACAGUCCAGCUGACUGAACAGCUUCUUUACAACAUCAGCGGCUCUUUGAUCGUUUCAGACAGUGAGACCGAUCUGGACUACAGCUGCACCAUCAGCACUCGCAGAAACAGAAAGAGAGCAACUUUAUUUAAACCAGAUACUGAAGUGUCCUGCAUUUUCAUGGAGACCUGCAUGCUGCCAUGCAGCUCUGAGGGAGGCACUGCAGUCAUCAUCCACUGGUUCCAGCAAUCAGCAGGAAAUCUUUUUGUUCAUUCAUUCUAUGAAGGCAAAGACCAGCUUGGACUGCAGUACCAGCGCUUCAGAGGCAGGACGUCACUGUUCAGCGACCAGAUCUCCUCAGGAAACGCCUCACUGCAGCUGACAAAGGUGGAGGUUCAGGAUGAAGGGAGAUACAAGUGCUACACCAGCACUGACAGAGGAAACCAAGAAUCAUUUAUUAACCUAAAGAUAGAUGCUCCUGUCAAAAAAGUCAACAUUCAGCGGGCAAAAAACAUCAUCACCUGCAGCUCAGAGGGGAUCUACCCUAAACCUGAACUCACCUGGUCCACCAGUCCUUCAUCCAAGAACACCACAGUCAAACUGACUGAACGGCUUCUUUACAACAUCAGCAGUUCUUUGAUCGUUUCAGACAGUGAGACCGAUCUGGACUACAGCUGCACCAUCAGCACUCGCAGAAACAGAAAGAGAGCAACUUUAUUUAAACCAGGUAAGCAUGUACAGGAUCUUUAG
This is a messenger RNA of Neolamprologus brichardi, 1890 nucleotides long. The record is from RefSeq and is a predicted model, not a curated record. Lineage: Eukaryota; Metazoa; Chordata; Actinopteri; Cichliformes; Cichlidae.